Soboliphyme baturini is the source of this 657-nucleotide messenger RNA. NCBI's taxonomy places the organism in Eukaryota, Metazoa, Nematoda, Enoplea, Dioctophymatida, Soboliphymatidae. The record is from the annotation of a GenBank genome assembly.
AUGAAUGACCACGAAGAGCUUAAGUGUACAUGGGACGACAAAGCCGACGAAACCGUGUUCGUCGAAGAGCUUCAGGCUACGAUCGGUUUUCAUCGUUUCGAAGAAAUCCGUCGCAGGGGCAAGCUAUGCGACGUAACCCUGGAGGUCUGUGGACGCAGGAUAUCAGCCCAUCGUCUGGUGCUGGCUGCCAUCAUCCCGUACUUCGACGGAAUGUUUUUGAACCAAAUGAGUGAGAACUUCUCUCGAGAAAUAACAAUUAAGGAUGCAAACCCUGAUGCGUUUGACGCCCUUGUAUCGUUUGCCUAUACUGGACGAUUAAAGAUUUCUACGACGAAUGUUCAGGCAUUAUUUGUGACGUCAUCAUUUCUUCAAAUGACAAGUGUGUUCAGCGCAUGCUCGGAUUUCUUGGCAAAUCGCAUAUGCCUUUCGAACGUAUUAACGUUGAGAGAUUUGGGGAAAUCAUUUGCCUGCCAGAAAUUAGUUGACGCCUGUGACCGCUAUAUCAACACACACUUUUCCCAGGUGUCGAACUUGACGGAAUUUCUGUCUCUGCCCUUGGAAGAAGUCUUGUUCAUGUUGUCGCGAGAUCAGUUAUUCGUAAAACACGAGGAGACUGUUUACUGUGCCGGUAUCAGAUGGGUAAGUCUGCAUGAAUGA